Micropterus dolomieu (smallmouth bass) is the source of this 1196-nucleotide messenger RNA. Its product is annotated as E3 ubiquitin-protein ligase TRIM32-like. Gene Ontology annotation, molecular function: ubiquitin protein ligase activity. The transcript has 3 exons. Gene Ontology annotation, biological process: protein ubiquitination. The record is from RefSeq and is a predicted model, not a curated record. NCBI's taxonomy places the organism in Eukaryota, Metazoa, Chordata, Actinopteri, Centrarchiformes, Centrarchidae. Bases 352 to 759 code for a protein of 135 amino acids.
UUUACCAAGGCUAUAAUCUUUUGAUUAGAUAACAAAAGAGGCUAUGCGCGUUUACGCUCAUCUUGUUGCCUGCGUGCAGUUCCACAGAACACUGUUUACCUGAAGGCAGCGCUUCCUUGGAAAUGUCAGAGUCCUCCUGUGACAGGAUUGGUCACGUCUGCAGGGAGUUGUUUUUAAAAGAGCCCAACAUAAGAACAACAGCCACAGAAAACCUCAACCAGUUCAGCAGAAACUUUAGCUUAAGUUGUAACGCAGGGGACUCAAAUCAAUCUUGAAAGUUGCCUCUGGUGAAGGGAAACACUCCGCUUCCAGUCUGUCCUACACCCUCUACAUCUACAUUGCUCAGUCACCAUGUUCAUAAAUGAAGAGCUCGAGUGUGUCGUGUGCUGCAACGAGUACUCACGCAGCGACCGGAUCCCCCGGGUCCUCCACUGCAACCACACCUUCUGCGCCCCCUGCUUGGAGAAAAUGGCCAAGCUGGACGGCGGCAUCCACACCGUCUCCUGCCCUCUGUGCCGUUGGAUUACCUGCACACGAUCCAGCCUGACCCUGCCCGGGUCCCUAUGGGUCAACACGGAGAUCUGGGACCAGAUUACAGAAGAGCCGAGGAGGAGGAACGACUCGGUGGAGAGUUGGAAUUACGCAAAGACCCAACUCAUCAAUUCACAACUCCCUGAUUCAAGACAUGGUUUCAUGUCUACGUUUCAAAAAAUGUUCAGCUGCGUGCUGCUGCAAGGACACGAGAUGGAACGCUGCUGACAGUUUAACAGCCAAAGAAGUGAAAGCGGCUGCUCCUCUUUCUCGUCUCGUUUGAGACCUGAUGAAUGCGGCAGUGCAAGACUCCAUGCGCUGUGCAUGAUGAGUGAAGGCCCGAACAGCUUUGUGCGUGUGAAGUUUAGUGAGUGUUGAAAGUUAGUGUUUAUGUUUAACUUGAAAGCGGUUUUUAAAGGGCAGCAGUGACUGAAAGUCAGCAAGCCUUGAUCUGUGAAUAUUUUUAAAAACAUACUUUUGUAUAGUUGUUUUUUUUACCAUAAUAUGAGUAGCCUAACUGCAAAAUAUCAACUAGAGAAUGCAAAAGCUGAAGUGAAUACCCCGCAAGUAUGAAGAGCUAAUUGAAAGCAUUUAGAGCACAUAUUUAAGUGGUAUAAUGUUGUGAUUAAUUGUAAAUUGUAGCUUGUUCUGAAAAUAUGUAUACA